Nilaparvata lugens (brown planthopper) is the source of this 2008-nucleotide messenger RNA. RefSeq names its product counting factor associated protein D (gene 26-29-p). Gene Ontology annotation, molecular function: cysteine-type endopeptidase activity. The record is from RefSeq and is a predicted model, not a curated record. NCBI's taxonomy places the organism in Eukaryota, Metazoa, Arthropoda, Insecta, Hemiptera, Delphacidae. The transcript is spliced from 8 exons. The coding region runs from base 365 to 1552 and encodes 395 amino acids. Gene Ontology annotation, biological process: immune response. Gene Ontology annotation, cellular component: lysosome.
AACAAUGAGGAGAUUCGUAGGUUAUGAAAUUUGGCUUUUGUGUGUGUAGAGGGGGAAACAUUUAAACAAAGUGACAGUACAAAAUAUAAAGCGUUUUCAAACAAUUAAUUUUACUAUUCUCCAGGGUUCAACUCGAUGGUUGCUACUCUGUAGAAUGUUAUCAGGAAGCUUCGAACAGGUCAUAACGCUGAUUUAUUGAACGUUAACCUUUGACUUUUGUUUUAGAUAGUAUUAUCUUACUGUGCAAAAUAACACGAUAAACUAACGUUAGUCGACAUAAUUUUAAAAGAAAAAAGAUUAGUGUUUGAGCUGCAGGCUUAGGGUUUUAAUCUCCUUUGACUCUCUUUGAGAGUUUCAAUUCAAAAUGCAGACCAUCAACUUGGUAUUUUUGGCCGCUAUUUUGUGUGCCGCUGGAGCUGACCGCUAUAAUGAAUCGCCCGUAUUCAGCAAGACGUACAUAGUAAAGGGAGCUUUGGUUAUACCUUAUGCGGAGUUGGAAGAGCCUUUCGCUGCUUGGUAUGAUAACCAAGCCGGGUCCAGUCGCAUUGAUUACUAUGGAGGCAUGGUUAAAACGUAUCAGUUGCAGUCAAGAGGACAGUAUGGUUCUCUGUUGAAGCUGGCCCCAGUGACUACAGAGAAAACAUCCAACAUAGUUACUUGCCUUGAGGUUGAAGGAACUGCAGAUAUGCCCACUGAAGUACAGUCCAUCCUACCUGAUUUGACUGGAUUCAAGCGUAUUGGAAAAAUGUUCUACCAAGGAGUCGAUGCUGAUGUUUGGAACAAAGUUGUACAGAUAAAUGACAAAGUCAACAACUACACUAUGCUCUUAACGUGGAAGCAAGCAGCAAACAGUGUCAACUUCAAACAGCCAGUUCCUCUGUACUAUGAAAUGAAGGGCUUCAACACACUUCUCGGCUCACACUACGAUCACUAUUACCUCUAUUAUUCCGACUACUCGUUUGAAAAGCCCGACCCUUCAAACUUCCAGAUUCCUCCAAACAUGAAAUGCGGAGGCUUCCCAGGACCAGGAAUCAACCACUUGGCCACUUUCAAUCCAAUGAAGGAGUUCAUCAAUGAAGAGCGCAGUCACCUGGAAGCUGAAUGGGAGCGCUUCCACAGAGUGCACAACAAGCGACCCCACUACAAGAACGACAAGGAGCACCUCAUGAGGCAGCACGUAUUCGAACAAAACUUCAGGUACAUCCAGUCGAAGAACAGAGCCGGCCUGACAUUCAAGUUGGCGGUGAACCAUCUGGCCGACAGAACGACUGAUGAGCUGAGGGCGCUGAGAGGAUCGCGUGUCUCUGCCAACCGCACGGCCGGCCUCAAGUUCCCCUACUCCGAUGAGGAGUUGGUCGCAGGAAUCAAUGGUCUCCCAGAAAGCAUCGAUUGGAGACUCUUUGGAGCUGUCACUGCCGUCAAAGAUCAGUCAGUGUGUGGAUCUUGCUGGAGUUUCGGUACAACUGGAGCUGUUGAAGGGGCCUACUUCUUGGCCACCCAUCACCAAGUCAGACUGUCUCAGCAGGUGAUUUUCUCACAAUUCCUCAUCUAAAUUACACACAUUUCUAAUAGCAAUUCUAUGAGAACAAUGAGUGUGCAUAAACAUACAGUAACCAGAACAACUCUCUGUCUCAAAUCAAGAUAUACUAUGCAAUGAUUGAAUAUAAAAUUCAGAUCACUACGUGUUCGUGCAACUACUGUCUAUAGUUAUUUUAAAUGAUAUUCAAAAUAACUAGACGUUGUUACUAAUAAGAUUAGCCAUUGCAAAAUCACUGCUGGCUUUGUAAAAAUGUUUUCUGUCUUAUUUGGUUCUCCAUGUAGCACUUCUGUUAAGACAUUUAUUAAAAUUGAGGAUUAAUUUUUGAUGUUUUUUAAAAAAGGCUGAAAAUUUGACAAGAACCCUUUCAUAAAUAAGCUAUUCAUAUGUGUUUUUAUUGUAAAUUGGAAUGUAACUAGAAAAUGUAAAGGCGAGAUUUAACCUAGAACAUUUGGACUGUUGUAUAAAUUA